CAUUGUAUCCCUGCUGCGUUCAGGCUGCCACUGCUUGCAGGAACCAGCUGGUCAGCAAGGCCACGCCGGAAGAAGAGCCAGUCAGCACGGCCUUUCACCCCUGUCCAUCACUCUUUGACCUCCCCUCUGCUGAGUCAAGCACCGAGGAAGGUUAUCUACCGCCAGCUCUGCUGUCUGAAUUGGCUGCUGGAGGCCUUGACUCUGGAUCGCUCUGGCAGAGUUGGCCCCCUCACUGCCUGCUGGGACCCCAAAGACCCUGGCCGAGGCAGGACCACAGUGAAGACGCUGAAAAGAGAGAGAGCCAUUGAGAAAAAAUGGGAGCAGUUUGUCUCAACCAAGCCUCGGAGAGCUCAUCCCAGGCGCCCUCUCAGCUCCUCUGCUCGCCUCCGCACCUGCAGAAAGUCUUCCUUCAGUGUGGCCUCCCUCUCGGCCCUCACCUCCACCACUGUGGGCAGCAGCGUGUCCUCUCUGGUGCCAGGCUCUGAGGAGGACACGGAGCUUUCAAGAGCAGCAGAGGAGAAAGACCGGCCUUCCUCAGAGUGUCUUCGUGCACUGCCAGAUGUCCACCAGAAAGUCAAGAAAGAGCGCCAAAGCCCACAAACCAGCAUCUUAGCAAACAGCUGUCCUGCCGAGCCCUCGUUAGCCAUCAGCCAUCUAAUCAACAUCAAGGCCACCAUGCUACUGGAGUUGAAAGCUGCCUUUGCCGAAAGGGUUGAGGAGAUGGCUCAGAGCUACGCUGACAUCCUGGAGCUCAAAGCCAGGGAGAGGUUAAGCAGCGGCCUCCAGAGGUAUCGACCCCUGUGUCACGUGGUCGAACCCCAUGGCCUUCCUCAUCAUGUGGCCUGCGUGUCCCAAGAGACGGAGGCUUCAAACAACAACAAUAAAAACAAGCACAGCAACAAUAUGUGGCUGUCCACUCUGCUGAGCAGACUGCCCAAGGAGGUGUGCAGGGAGCGUGGGAUAAGCCGGGUGCUGGAGAAGCUGAGUGGUUUUGCACAUCAGCAGACCCUCAGGGUUCGACCUCAGCUCUUCCUGAAGGUGCUGGGGGGUCUGGAGCCGUGGGAGCUCUGCCUGCCUGAGCUGUGUGUGGCCAUCCAGAUUGCCACAGAGCAUGUGGUCCAGAUCCCCAGGGAGGAGUACGAUGCCUGGCUGCGUUCUAGGGUCAUAGUGCCAAUGCAAACACCAGGUGAACCAUACUCAUUAAGACCUUGAGGAAGGUUAUAGGCAUGGACAAAUGGAUAAGGAGAACACAGGCACACCAGAGUUCAAGCUCAAGGCUGAAAUAGCCUAAAUUAAUUUUAAGAAUAAUGGGGCAAAAAAUUAUGAGUAAAAGUGAUAUGUAGGGGUAGUUUGCAUGUCAGCCUGUUCUCUUGACUGGAAAAUAGAAGACGUUUCUUCCAUACUGAAAGCAGAAGGGGAAAAUGUCAACCUGACAACAAUUAGUAACAAAUAACACAAAAAGAAACUCAGCAACUACAAGCUGGAAGACAUAAUCGUUAUUAUUUCAUAGUUAAAUGAAAUUUGCCAAAGAAAAGGAACAACUAGAUGAAAGGUUUAACAGUUUUUACACUAAUAGGCACAUGGGCACACUUGUAAAGGUAGGAAUAAACAUUGAGAUACAGGCGCACACAACAAGGGGGAAGCGGGAGGUAAGUAAGUAUGUCUCCAGUGAUAAGUUAGCUUUUCUGUAUGUGGCACUCUUCUUUAUCUGUUCUAUCCUGGCAGCCAUUACUGCUCAUGCUGGCUACCCAUUUCUUCUUUUAUUUAUUCCAAAUAAACCGCUAUACUUGCCAAAUGUAAAAUUCAUUGUAAAUCCCACCCCUUCCUGUUUGAAAGAACAUUUGUCCUGGAAAGACCUAUUUGACUCAGUGUUUACGCCACCAAAUGUACUGCAAAAGCAGAAGUGGCUAGGUUGAAUCACAUACAGUACCAGUUUGUAGAGAUCAGUGAAACAGACAUGAAAAUAUAACAGGCCAGUAUUUGAAAGUUUUUCUGCUAAAGUACAAGCCACAGAUGACCGAAACAAUCCAAGGGAUAAUGGAUAAACAAUCUAAUACACUAGCACUCAGUCGAACUUUCACAGUGAACUUUGAUCUCCUGAUGGGGUUGCGAAUAAAAGAGGUUGACCCUCAACUGUGCCUGUUAGAUAAGAUAAGAUUUACUCACUUGCUUUGAUCACCAUUUUGGACAAGUUGAAAGUUAAUAUGAGUGAAAAUCAUAUUUUGUGACUUUGAAUGUUUGAACCUAAUGUGGUUGAGAUGCACUUAUAGACAAAUAAACAGAUAAAUAUUA
Micropterus dolomieu (smallmouth bass) is the source of this 2292-nucleotide messenger RNA. RefSeq names its product coiled-coil domain-containing protein 60-like. The record is from RefSeq and is a predicted model, not a curated record. The annotation marks the transcript as partial. The transcript is spliced from 9 exons. NCBI's taxonomy places the organism in Eukaryota, Metazoa, Chordata, Actinopteri, Centrarchiformes, Centrarchidae.